Molecule: messenger RNA, 432 nt
Organism: Zychaea mexicana
Lineage: Eukaryota; Fungi; Mucoromycota; Mucoromycetes; Mucorales; Lichtheimiaceae
Product: ribosomal protein L23/L15e core domain-containing protein
Exons: 2
Biological process (GO): translation; ribosomal large subunit assembly
Cellular component (GO): cytosolic large ribosomal subunit; ribosome
Molecular function (GO): structural constituent of ribosome
Source: RefSeq, a predicted model, not a curated record
AAGGCUGCCGCUGCCAAGAAGGCCGCUUUGAAGGGCGUCCGUGGCAAAUCGGUCCGUAAGGUCCGUACCUCGACCCAUUUCCACUUGCCAAAGACCUUGCGUUUGGCCCGCAAGCCCAAGUAUGCUCGCAAGUCGGUACCUCACUUGCCCCGCAUGGACCAAUACCGUGUCGUUCGCAACCCCUUGAACACCGAAACCGCCAUGAAGAAGAUUGAGGAGCACAACACCUUGACCUUCAUUGUCGAUGUCAAGGCCAACAAGCACCAAAUCAAGGAUGCUGUCAAGCGUCUCUAUGAUGUUGAGGCUUUGAAGGUCAAUACCCUCAUUAGACCCGACGGCAAGAAGAAGGCUUACGUCCGUUUGACUGCUGAUGUCGAUGCUUUGGAUGUUGCCAACAAGGUAUGUAAAGGAGAGAGUUGGCUAUGUGUAUGA